Molecule: messenger RNA, 756 nt
Organism: Baudoinia panamericana UAMH 10762
Lineage: Eukaryota; Fungi; Ascomycota; Dothideomycetes; Mycosphaerellales; Teratosphaeriaceae
Exons: 2
Coding region: 1-756 (251 amino acids)
Source: RefSeq, a predicted model, not a curated record
AUGCUCCUCCUAACUCUCCUCUUCAUGGCCCUUGGCCUCAGCGCCCACGCGCAAGCACCAGCGUCCGCGUCGAGAAACAACACGGUCGUCUCCAGCGCCUCAGCGUCACCCAGAGUCACAUCGUCGUCCAGAAUCACAUCGUCCGACUCCUCGGCCUUUGCCGUGGCCACCUCCACCAGCAAUGCCACCGCAGACACUACCCAAAUCACCAUGCCCUUCAUGAACACUGUGACCAGCGCCAUGGCCGGCUCGGUCGUUGCUGCCGAUGCCUGCGAGACGACAUAUGCCUUCCGAUGCACUGACAUUGCCGGAUGCAAUGGCCUAUCUGUCUCGGUCACUGCUACAAUAGGGCCCAGCAAUGUCGAAAUGGCGCUAACAACAACCACCGCCGGCAUUGUUAUCGUCGGCUGGCAAUCCUGCUCCUUCAGCGGCUCCAACCACGCCGUCUGCGCCUACUCUGAUACUAUCAACAACGCCAUGACGACAACCCGGACAGCGGGAGUGUCAACCAUCACCGGUGCCAGUAGCGUAUGGGUAGGCACGGUUUCCAUCACGGCCGGGGCGAGCAAGAUUGCGGCUGUCACGGGUACGUGCUCGCAGACGCCUUCGCCGGGUACUGCGCAGGGAGGUUCGCAAGUGAGCUCGCAGACGAGCAGGGCUGCCGCACCUGCUGCGACAGCUGCAGUGGGACUAGUGAAGGUUCUGGUGGCGCCCGUGGCUGCAGUUGCGAUGGCGGCUGCUGGUGGGAUGUUUUAG